Venustampulla echinocandica is the source of this 234-nucleotide messenger RNA. RefSeq lists its product as uncharacterized. Lineage: Eukaryota; Fungi; Ascomycota; Leotiomycetes; Helotiales; Pleuroascaceae. The transcript is spliced from 2 exons. The record is from RefSeq and is a predicted model, not a curated record. The coding region runs from base 1 to 234 and encodes 77 amino acids.
AUGGAGACUUCAGAUGCUGGUCCAAGAGGUCCGAUGCUACCCAGCACAGUAUUAGGAAGCCCGCACCCCACGCCACUGAAUCUCAGCGCAGCAGGCAACGCACCUAUGGCAAAUGGGAACGUUGACUGGGACGUCUUCGAACCCGACGAUCCUCUCGAGCUAGACAUCUUUCACCCGGAUUUCUUUCCAUCCAUAUUUCCCCCAAACGGCUUCUCAGCAGCCGUGAGCGAAUAG